Messenger RNA from Cuscuta campestris, 2201 nucleotides. The record is from the annotation of a GenBank genome assembly. Lineage: Eukaryota; Viridiplantae; Streptophyta; Magnoliopsida; Solanales; Convolvulaceae.
CUGAACCGGGGCAAAAACUAAAUUCUAUCGCCUAAAUUGGAUCUGCGCUACCUUCUCUGAUUUUCCGAUCCAUGAUCUGCGAUUCUUCUAUCGCCGGAAAUUAGCUUGGCCUUGGAGGGGCUGCGCUUGGGAGUUGAGAGGCCGGACCGGAAAUGGAGCUGGACCGCUGUUGCUGGUAGCUCACCGAAGUUCAAUGCGCCGGAUCGCCGCCUCUGGUUUUCGUUUGGACGCUGCUGGACGCCGGAGUUGGAGGCGCUGCUUUGAUUGGAGAGCCUUCGUCGAUGUCGGGAAUUGGAGGUCGCUGAUGGAAGAAGACGUCUAGAGCUCGUGCACGCCGAUCGGGUCGGGUCGAAUCUCCGAUAGUCAAUCCCUCCUUUCACAUUAUCAAAUUUGAUCAUUCCUCAAUGUUUAAUCCCCCCUCGGCCCUCCCUAUAAAUUGCCUCACUUCACUUCCUCAAAAUCCACCAUCUCUUCUCUUUACUCCCUCGCUUAAGCUCUUUCCCAUACAUUUCUGUUAGCUUAAUUAGUUCAGCCCUGCCAUGACCAUCACCCCGGCAGUCCGAUUUGCUGACCGGAAUCUGUUCGCCAACGACCGCGUUUUAUUCUCAGACAUCCCGAAGAAUGUCACCGUCGCCGCGGGUUCCACCGACGGUCUGUUCCUCGGAGCGUUUUUCGAAGCCGAGAGCUCCCGCCAUGUGGUCCCGCUCGGGAAGCUUCUGGGCUUGAAGUUCUUUGCCUCGUUCAGGUUCAAGAUGUGGUGGAUGUCGCAGAUGAUGGGGUCCCGCGGCCGUGACCUUCCGGCGGAGACCCAAUUUCUCCUCGCCGAAUUGAAGGACGGCACCGGCGAGGAAGACGAAGAGGCUUACUGCGUUCUCCUCCCGUUGAUCGAAGGGAAAUUCCGGGCUUCCCUGCAGGGGAAUUCGGGGGACGAGGUGGAAUUGUGCCUGGAAAGCGGAGAUCCGGACACGGUCGGGUCGGAGUUCACGCACUCCGUUUACGUCCACGUGGGAUCCGACCCGUUCGCCGCCGUAUCCGACGCCGUGAGGGCGGUGAAAUCGCACCUCAACAGUUUCCGCCAGCGGCACGAGAAGAGGCUCCCCGGAAUCGUCGAUUACUUCGGGUGGUGCACCUGGGACGCCUUCUACAAGGAGGUAACCCAAGAGGGCGUGGAGGCCGGCCUCGAGACCCUCUGUUCCAGUCCAACCCCCCCGAAAUUCCUGAUAAUCGACGACGGCUGGCAGACGGUCGGCGGCGACGAAUCGGAGGAGAAACCCAUAUUCAGACUCACCGGAAUAAAAGAGAACCCGAAAUUCCAACAGCCCGACCCGGACAACAUCGGGAUCCGGAAGAUCGUGGACAUCGCCAAGCAAAAGCACGGCCUGAAAUACGUGUACGUGUGGCACGCGAUCACGGGGUACUGGGGCGGGGUCCGGCCGGGGGAGAAGGGGAUGGAGGAAUACGGGUCGGUCCUCAAGUACCCGAAGGUCUCGGAGGGGGUGAUGGAGCACGAACUGACCUGGAAAACGGACGAAAUGGCGGUUCAGGGCGUCGGGGUGGUGGACCCGAAGAGGGCACACAAGUUCUACGACGAGAUGCACAGCUACUUGGCGUCGGCGGGGGUGGACGGGGUGAAGGUGGACGUGCAGUGCAUACUGGAGACGGUGGGGGGUGGGGUUGGGGGUAGGGUGGAGAUCACAAAGCAGUUUCAUCAAGCUCUUGAUGCUUCUGUCUCUAAGAACUUCCCAGAUAAUGGGGUCAUUGCUUGCAUGAGCCACAACACUGAUGCUCUCUAUUGUGAGAAAGAGGUGGCUAUUGCGAGGGCAUCGGAUGAUUUCUUCCCGCGCGACCCGAUUUCACACACCAUCCACAUUGCCGCAGUGGCAUACAACGGUGUUUUCCUAGGCGAAUUCAUGGUUCCGGAUUGGGACAUGUUUCACUCCCUCCAUCCGGCCGCGGAGUAUCAUGGCUCGGCACGAGCACUCAGUGGUGGCCCUGUCUAUGUCAGUGAUGCACCCGGGAGACACGACUUUGAUCUCUUGAAGAAGCUCGUCCUCCCUGAUGGUUCGGUCCUCAGGGCUCGCUUGCCUGGCCGCCCCACAAAGGACUGCCUUUUCUCCGAUCCCACUCGCGAUGGCAUUAGCCCGGCGUCUCUUGAAAAGAGUUUCACAUAUCUUCUCUAGACCCCACUCUUGGUUGGAUUG